Microthlaspi erraticum is the source of this 570-nucleotide messenger RNA. The record is from the annotation of a GenBank genome assembly. NCBI's taxonomy places the organism in Eukaryota, Viridiplantae, Streptophyta, Magnoliopsida, Brassicales, Brassicaceae.
AUGCUGCUCCGGUCAAUUCGCACCGUCGAGCACCUCCGCCGAAUCUCCGCUUCUUCAGUUUCGUCGUCUCUUACUUAUCCUUCUUUCUCACAACGUUGCAAUGCUCUCCGAAGCUACCUACCACACAGAGUAGUAACAACAACGGAGACUGCUUUCUCCACUCCAAUUUCUCGCUUCUGUUACUCUUCGCUCGUGAAUUCGCCAAAUGAGAAUCAGCACACGACUACGUCAUCACCGGUUUCUCCACAGCGGAUUAAUAUCAGAAAGAUUUCACGGCGGAGGAAAAAAUCCGGAAUUAAAUCGCCAAACUCGCCGGCGUAUUCCUCUGCCGUAGAUUUGGCGCUUGACUCGGUGGUGAAGAUCUUCACCGUUUCCACGAGUCCUAGUUACUUCCUUCCUUGGCAGAAUAAGUCUCAACGAGAAUCCAUGGGCUCUGGAUUUGUAAUUUCGGGAAGAAGGAUUAUAACGAACGCUCACGUAGUUGCUGAUCACUCAUUCGUGCUCGUUAGAAAGCAUGGAUCGCCAAUAAAGCACAGAGCAAAAGUUCAAGCGGUUGGUCAUGAAUGUGAA